AUGUAUGCUUGUCAGUUUUCCAUAUCUCUUACUAAUCAUUUGCCCGCCCUCUCCUCCAGCCCACAUCCUCUGCUUGCACGCCUACAGGCCGGCACACGCCAUACGUGGGGGGCAGCAGCGACGGGGAAGCAGCGACGGGCGAGGCAGCAAGGGGGAAGCAGCGACGGGCGAGGCAGCGAGGGGGAGGCAGCAAGGGGGAGGCAGCGAGGGGGAGGCAGCAAGGGGGAGGCAGCGAGGGGGAGGCAGCGAGGGGGAGGCAGCAAGGGGGAGGCAGCGAGGGGGAGGCAGCAAGGGGGAGGCAGCGAGGGGGAGGCAGCAAGGGGGAGGCAGCGAGGGGGAGGCAGCGAGGGGGAGGCAGCAAGGGGGAGGCAGCGAGGGGGAGGCAGCGAGGGGGAGGCAGCGACGGCUCUGGUGGGAUGGCUUUCGCCGCCGCGGCCAACGUGCACACGGCAAGCAGCAAGGCAGAGUGUGCCUGCCUGCCCUCCCCACACCGGCAGCAGCAAGGCCAGGAGGCAACGCUGUUGCACAACGCAUGGGCGUGGGGAGGCCAGGAGACUGCUGUACCUGUGGGAUGGCGGCAGUGGGAUGACGCACGGCAGGCACCACUGCUGCUGCCCUGCUCAUCACUGCUCACCUGUUGCUGGGAGCACUGCCGUGCCGAGUGCACCUGGAGGGGCGGAGGCUGCUGUACUGCACCUGUCGGAUGGCCUCCCUCUCCCACCUGCGACCCAGCUUAUGGCUAAGGUGACACUGGGGCACAACGCAUGGGCGUGGGGAGGCCAGGAGCUGCAGAGGAGGUGCAGAGGAGAGGAGGUGCAGAGGAGAGGAGGUGCAGAGGAGAGGAGGUGCCAGAAUCACUGA
Messenger RNA from Closterium sp. Naga37s-1, 861 nucleotides. Lineage: Eukaryota; Viridiplantae; Streptophyta; Zygnematophyceae; Desmidiales; Closteriaceae. The record is from the annotation of a GenBank genome assembly.